CACUCACUCACUCACUCACUCACUCCACCUUCCAGCUCCAACGUUUCCCUUCGUUUCUCGAACCCGAAAGAAAUACCCCCAAGGCCUCCAAAAUAAACAAGGCUCAAAAUGCCCAAGCGGAAACUAUCAGACCUUGCCGACCGCCCAGCAUCGCGCUCGUCACCAUCCCCGCAAGACGCCGCGCUCUAUCUCCAGACUACCCGGUUAACCCAGAAAUUCGAGUUCGGGGUGAUUGCGCUCUCACGGGCACUCAAGAAUGCCCGUGUAUUCGAAAGACAGAAACUCGGUCGGAGGGAAAAGGCAGCCAAGAGCGAAGGGAAAGAAGAGACGUUGAAGCGCAUAGAGGAGGAGAUUAAGGUGGUGAAGACUCUCGAUCCUACCGCCACCGCGGUAAAAUAUCUGUUCAAGCAGCUUGCGAAAACAAAGCGGAUUGCUGAGGCGCCUGCGUUUGUGAAGUUUCAGGAAGGGAAGAGAAUAUCCGUCGAGGGUCCGCGGAGUACAGCGGAAGCCAACGUUACGGCACGACUGUAUAAAUCCAACCCGGUGCAAAAUGUCUUCCCUGGGGUCAUGGAUGGGAUCCGAAGUCUACUGGGAGUGGAAGCACCGUCAACGAGCAACGGCCAGGACGUGAAGAAAAAGACCAAGGACUCGAAAAAGGGCAAUGCAAAGAGUGAAAAGCCCGUGCCUCAGCGGAAAGCCCCCAGCAACAAGUCGGAUGAGGAACUCGAGCCCGAAGCGGAACCCGAACACGCAGCAGACCUGGCUAGACACGACGUCGACAUGGAUGAUUUGGAGAGUAUGGGUGAUGGAGAAGAAGACUAUGCACAGUUCGAUGCUCGACUGGCCUCGGAUUCUGAAGACGACGACGAUGACAACAACGACAACAACAACCACUCAGACAGCAGUAUAGCUCUCGCCGCCAACUCGAACGCCCGUCCUCGCCGCUCGAUGUCCAUCUCUCUCUCCCCUUCACCUGAACUCUCGGACUCGCCACCCUCCAAAAAACAAAAGUCUAAACCCAGCGCCCAGAAAGCAUCUUCCGCGCCAGCCACAAGCACAACCUUCCUCCCAUCGCUCACGAUGGGCGGGUAUUGGUCCGGUUCCGAGUCCGAAGCAGAAGACAUCGACCACGUGGAGAAACCAGCGCAGCGUAAGAACCGAAUGGGCCAGCAGGCGCGCCGUGCACUCUGGGAGAAGAAGUACGGGUCUGGGGCAAACCACCUGAAACAGCAGAAAACCAAGGGCAGGAAUAGCCGAGAUAACGGCUGGGAUGCCCGCAAGGGAGCCACCGGCGAUGGAGAUAGAGGAAGAGGAAGAGGGGGGAGAUUUGGCGCAGGGCGAGGAGGUCCCGUGGGCACAGGAAGCAACCUAGUCCAACGCAGAGACAAUACACAGCGUGGUGGGUUUGGCGGUGCGGACAAGAAACCCCAGGAUGACAAGCCAUUGCAUCCUUCAUGGGAGGCAGCCCGGAAGGCCAAAGAGCAGAAAUCCACGACUUCAUUCUCAGGAAAGAAGGUUGUGUUUGACUAAGAUAAUUUUGCAUUCUAAGUGAGGGUGGGAAAAAAAAAACAAAACAAACCUGGUGUAUAAAGCGAAUCGGAUCCUAUCAUGAUUAUAUAU
Messenger RNA from Aspergillus ochraceoroseus IBT 24754, 1620 nucleotides. Its product is annotated as BUD22 family protein. The record is from RefSeq and is a predicted model, not a curated record. The coding region runs from base 109 to 1530 and encodes 473 amino acids. Lineage: Eukaryota; Fungi; Ascomycota; Eurotiomycetes; Eurotiales; Aspergillaceae. Gene Ontology annotation, biological process: maturation of SSU-rRNA. Gene Ontology annotation, cellular component: 90S preribosome; nucleus. The transcript is spliced from 2 exons.